This is a messenger RNA of Anoplopoma fimbria (sablefish), 3431 nucleotides long. Its product is annotated as 3-hydroxy-3-methylglutaryl-coenzyme A reductase-like. Gene Ontology annotation, biological process: sterol biosynthetic process; isoprenoid biosynthetic process; coenzyme A metabolic process. The record is from RefSeq and is a predicted model, not a curated record. Gene Ontology annotation, molecular function: NADP binding; hydroxymethylglutaryl-CoA reductase (NADPH) activity; protein binding. Lineage: Eukaryota; Metazoa; Chordata; Actinopteri; Perciformes; Anoplopomatidae. Gene Ontology annotation, cellular component: peroxisomal membrane; endoplasmic reticulum membrane.
CGUUCCAUCUGCCCUAGUGAGCUGCAGGGGAGCGCUCCUCCGUGGGUCUGUGCUUCAACACCGGGAGGCUGGAAACCUCGUCACCACCGUAACUCUCUCUCUCUCUCCGUUUCCAUUCCCCUAGCAGCUCAAGCUCUGUUGCACCAUGCUGACCGGUCUGUUCCGCAUGCACGGCCUCCUGGUGGCCUCCCACCCCUGGGAGGUGAUCGUGGGCACAGUCACCCUCACCAUCUGUAUGAUGUCCAUGAACAUGUUCACCGGUAACGACCAGAUCUGCGGCUGGAACUUCGACUGCCCCAAAACGGACGAGCAAAUCCUGAGCAGUGACAUCAUCAUCCUUACCAUCACACGUUGCAUCGCCAUUGUCUAUAUUUACUUCCAGUUCCAGAACUUGAGACAACUGGGGUCCAAAUAUAUUUUAGGCAUCGCCGGCCUUUUCACCAUAUUCUCCAGCUUCGUAUUCAGCACGGUGGUCAUUCACUUCCUUGACAAAGAGCUCACUGGCCUCAACGAGGCAUUGCCGUUCUUCCUGCUUCUCAUCGACCUCUCCAAAGCAUGCGCCCUCGCCAAGUACGCCUUGAGCUCCAGUUCUCAGGAUGAAGUGAGGGACAACAUCGCCCGUGGCAUGGCGGUACUGGGACCUACCUUCACUCUGGACGCCCUGGUGGAGUGCUUAGUGAUCGGAGUGGGAACAAUGUCAGGUGUGCGACAGUUGGAAAUCAUGUGCUGCUUUGGCUGCAUGUCUGUCUUGGCCAACUACUUUGUGUUCAUGACUUUCUUCCCUGCCUGUGUCUCACUGGUGCUGGAGUUGUCCCGCGAGAAUCAGGAGGGCCAUCCAAUCUGGCAGCUGAGCCACUUCUCCAGAGUCAUGGAGGAGGAGGAGGACAACAAACCCAACCCCGUGACCCAGAGAGUCAAGAUGAUCAUGUCUCUGGGCCUGGUGAUGGUUCACGCCCACAGCCGCUGGAUCGCCGAGCCCUUGUCCAUCAACACCACACUGGGCGUCCCGCAGGUCGGCAUGGAGCUGGACCACCUCUCACCCAGGAGGAUCGAGCCUGAAAGACCGCUGUGGCACUUCUACCUCACCAGGAUGCUAACCAUGGACAUAGAGCAGGUGAUCUGUCUGGCCUUGGCCCUGCUGCUGGCUAUCAAGUACAUCUUCUUUGAGCAGACCGAGAUGGAGUCCACUCUGUCGCUGAAGAACCCCAUCACCAUGUCCGCCCCCGCCCUGACCCGACGACCCACUGAGGCCUGCUGCAGGAAGGAGCCGUGCCCUCCCCGCCCCCUCGCCCCCACCCAGAGCGUUGCAGCCCCGGCACCCACCAACAAGCCAGAGAGAGAUGAGGUUAUCCGACCCUUGUCCACCCCGGCCGCUGAUCCCCGGCCAAAGAGCUUCUUCGGCGGGGAAGAGGAGGAGGAGCUUAAGUCCGCGACAGUUCAGCCAAGCCUCCCCCCAAAGCCCAGAGACCUGGACGAAUGUGUGGCCAUCCUCAACAACCCUGAGCUGGGAGCUCGUUUCCUGAGUGACGCCGAGGUGAUGCAGCUGGUCAACACCAAACACAUCCCUGCAUACAAACUGGAGGCCAUCAUGGAGAGACCAGAGAGAGGAGUGGCCAUACGAAGACAGAUGAUCUCUGCCAAACUUCCCUCCCCUUCUGCUCUGUCCACCCUGCCAUACGCCGACUACGACUACUCCAAGGUGAUAGGCACCUGCUGUGAGAAUGUGAUUGGCUACAUGCCUGUACCAGUAGGCGUGGCUGGGCCGUUGCAUCUGGACGGGAAGCAGUUCCAGGUACCCAUGGCAACCACGGAGGGCUGCUUGGUUGCCAGCACCAACCGCGGAUGUCGAGCAAUCGCUAUGGGAGGCGGGGCUAGCUGUCGUAUCCUGGCUGACAGCAUGACUCGUGGACCCGUAGUGAAACUGCCCUCUGCCUGCCAGGCUGCUGAGGUCAAGGCCUGGCUGGAGAGCACGGACGGCUUUCAGGACAUCAAAGACGCCUUUGACAACACCAGCAGGUUUGCGCGGCUCCAGAAGCUGCUGGUUGGUCUGGCCGGGAGAAAUCUCUACAUCCGCUUUCAUUCCAAGACUGGAGAUGCCAUGGGGAUGAAUAUGAUCUCCAAGGGUACAGAACAGGCUCUGAGCAGACUGCAGGAGCACUUCCCAGAGCUGCAGGUGGUGGCUGUCAGUGGGAACUUCUGCACCGACAAGAAACCAGCCGCCAUCAACUGGAUCGAAGGCAGGGGCAAGUCCGCCGUCUGUGAGGCUACCAUCCCCGCUAAAGUGGUCAGAGAGGUUUUGAAAACGUCGACAGCGGCUCUGGUGGAGGUGAACAUCAGUAAGAACCUGGUGGGAUCAGCCAUGGCGGGCAGCAUUGGAGGAUUCAACGCACACGCUGCCAACCUGGUGGCUGCCAUCUAUAUAGCCUGUGGACAGGAUCCGGCCCAGUCAGUGGGCAGCAGUAACUGCAUUACCCUGAUGGAGGCGUCGGGGCCAACGGGGGAGGACCUCUACAUCACCUGCACCAUGCCCUCCAUAGAGCUGGGCACCGUAGGAGGAGGCACCAGCCCCCCCCAGCAAGCCUGCCUUCAGAUGCUGGGCGUGCAGGGAGCCAGUCAGGACUGUCCAGGGGAGAACGCCCGGCAGUUGGCCAGGGUUGUGUGCGCCACCGUGCUGGCUGGAGAGCUCUCCCUGAUGGCUGCUCUGGCUGCCGGCCACCUGGUCAAGAGUCACAUGACACACAACAGAUCCAAGGUGAACCUACAGGCGACUCCAGGAACGUGCACUGAGAAGGCCUCCUGAGAGCCCGAGGGCAGCCCGGCCUACUUCAGUGAUCACAGGUCACCUGACGGAGCAAUACGCCCGGGGAAAUAUGGACAAUGUGAGAGGGACUAAUCAUUCACCAAGACAGCGGAACUCAGAUGUCUUUCAAGUGCUUUCAAAGAGACACUGGAGGGUCUUUUUGACCAAUCUCUAUGCUGGAUAUGAAAGAUAUAUAUUAAUUUUCUGUCUUAGAAGCAGAGCAGUAAAUUACUGUCUUUUUUUAUUUCCCACAUUUAAGAACGAUGUCUUUGAGUUCAAAUGAAAUAUUUCUGCUGUCCCGUUGCCAAAUGCAGCUUUGCAAACACGGACACAAUCGAAUGCUGACUGCGACUUUACUCUUCAUCAUUUGAUGACUUCAUCAGGGUGUGUUUGAGAAGCUAACAAGGGUGCAUAGAGUCCCAGUUGUGAGUGCUAGGUUCAACCACAGCAAGACAUGAAUGAAUAUAUGAAUGAUUGAUUGUUUGGAUCCAAGAGGCACUUUAAAACCGAGACUGCCUCACUUUAAAGUGCUGAGUUCAUCUCCUGCACAGGUGAGGACAAAAUCAGGGUUGUGUGUCCUUCAUAGAAAGGAGGGAGGAUGAAUAAAUAAUGCUUCAGGUGCCUGUACUGC